AUGGAAUCUCCUGACAUCUCCGUCAGUGGCACGUUCAACAUCCGAGGUCGAGAUUACAUCAUCAGCCUGGAGUGUCGAGGGAAUGAGUCCAUGACGGUGCAGGUUGAGGACAGGCUGUCGUCAGACCAGUGGAGGGCUGCCUUUGAUGCUCGGUAUGUUGAAGAUCAGACUCACAAAACAGGCAACUUCAAACAGUUCAACAUUUUUGUCAGCAUGUUAGAAUCAGCCAUCUCUAAGACCAGCGAAAGUGUGGCCCUCGAUUUGUUAACCUACAGUGACGUAGAAGCCCUGCGACAAAGGAAGAAUGGUGCAGCAUCGUCUGUGAAACCCAGCAACACUACAUCUCGGGCUAACCACAUCACAUCGAAACGGUUUCUCAUUCUGACAUACACAGUAGAGUUUGAUCGGAUACAUUAUCCUCUUCCACUGCCUUUUGUUGGGAAACCAAACCCUCAAGUGUUGCAAGAAGAAAUCCGAACUCUGAAAGCCGAAGUCACAAAGUUGAAACAAAGCCAUCCCUUUGAUGAUAGAAGAAUGGAGAAGUUGCUCAGAGACUAUAGAAAGCUAGAGCGAGAGAAGAAUGAUCUGGAGCAAGAAUUUGCGGCUUUCAGAAGAGAGGUCCGUUCAACCACAGGAAACAGUUCAGUUCAGGAUGUCAGAGCUCUAAGAACUCUGGUUCGAAACCUGGAGGAGCAGCUGAUGAAGGAGAAGAACCAGCAUCAAAGAUUGGCCAGUAAAAGGAGUCAAGAGUACCGGGAUCUGCUUGAGGAGGUGGAGGAGCUGAGAGCAUCCGAGAGGAAUCUUCGAGUCAGGGUGAAGAGUUUGACCAGUGAGUUGGCACUGUACAAACGAGGAAGGCCACUGACAAGGAGGGCCUCCAAAGAGCAGAAUGGUCUAGUAGACAGAGUACCUGGAGCUCGUAACCUGUCUUCUUCUCGACAGCGAUCACUGUCCAAUGAUCGAGCAUCCAGCAGAUCUGGGUCAGAGAGCAGACUUCGAGCAGGAUCUCGAGAGCGCCCUCAGUUUAUACGCAGGUCAAACUCUACAGAGCAUGUAUCUCGUUCUUUACUGAAUGGCAGUGGUCCUAGGCCAAGGUCCAAUUCUUUUGACCGUAACAAUUCAGCCAAUCGUAGUCGCUUAUCAGCCGGUUCAGGAAGUCAUCGCAGUCGUACACCAUCUCCAAUUGUGUCUAGAAGAUUUAACCCAACAGCCUUCGUCAAAGAGAAAGAGAGAAAACAGAAAGAAGCAGUCUUAAAACAACAUCGAGAGCACAGGGCUAAUGUGUCUGGAAUCUCGUCACGGUCAAAACAAUCGGGAAAUUCGAGCAAAAACUCUGGCUACAGUUACAAAAGGUCACGUGACAAUUCACUACGGAGCGAAGGAAAUCUCACUGACGGAUACAGCUCAGAAGGCUCCUACACAGCAGUGUCAAGAGCAGAAGCUACCCGCCCUCCCAGAGGAAAGUCUACAAAACAAUAUCCUUUGCAACAUGU
Candidula unifasciata is the source of this 1493-nucleotide messenger RNA. Lineage: Eukaryota; Metazoa; Mollusca; Gastropoda; Stylommatophora; Geomitridae. The record is from the annotation of a GenBank genome assembly.